AAUGAAACACCGUCAAAAAUAGAAAUCAAAAUCUUAAUUAUAUAUUGUCGAAAAAAUUGUAGGCAAACGAUACGAUCCUAUUUCAAAAGAAUUAUAAUAUUGCAUUAAAUGGGAAGGUUAUAAUGAAGCAGAAAAUACUUGGGAACCUUUAAGAAAUCUAAAGAAUGUUCAAUCAGAUAUUGAGGAAUUUGAAAAUUAAUACGGUAAUAAGAAAAAAAACAUGACUCUCAAAAUUGAUUAAAAAAAACUGAAAUAAUUGCUUCUCAAUAAAUUAACUCAUUUUCUUGAAAAAAUAGUCCCUAAACCAUAAUAAUUAUAAGAAAUAAGUCUCAGCGAUUAUGAGAGUUCAUUAGAGUAAAUUUAACCAAAAAAUAACCAAUCAGAAGCCUAGUAGUCUAAAACCAUUCCAGAUCAAAUCAAAGCAAAAUCUUCAAUUCUAACUCAAACUUACAAUUGA
Messenger RNA from Paramecium sonneborni, 457 nucleotides. NCBI's taxonomy places the organism in Eukaryota, Ciliophora, Oligohymenophorea, Peniculida, Parameciidae. The record is from the annotation of a GenBank genome assembly.